This is a messenger RNA of Diaporthe amygdali, 1734 nucleotides long. RefSeq names its product immunogenic. The coding region runs from base 1 to 1734 and encodes 577 amino acids. The transcript has 6 exons. NCBI's taxonomy places the organism in Eukaryota, Fungi, Ascomycota, Sordariomycetes, Diaporthales, Diaporthaceae. The record is from RefSeq and is a predicted model, not a curated record.
AUGGCCGAGGAACAGAAGCCCGUCGCGGUCCCCACCGAGGAGACUCCUGCGACCACCACCGAGUCCACCACUGCUGCUGCUGAGACCACUGCACCCGUCGAGGCUGCUAAGGAGGAGACUGCCCCUGCUGCUACUGAGGCAGCCAAGGAGCCUGCCACCGAGACCCCUGCCGCUGAUGCCGCCGCCGCACCGGCUGCUGAGGAGGUGAAGAAGGAGGCCGAGCCCGUCGAGGACGGCCAACUCGAGCACAAGGGCAGCAACUUCCCCAAGAACUUCAUCUACUCCAAGAAGUUCUUCUGGUUCGGUUCCGAGGCUGUUGACCCCAAGAAGGUGCCUGCCUUGCUGAAGGACCACCACCUGGCCGCAUGGGCCAGCGAGACCGGCAAGGGUCUCCUGUUCUUCAGCGAGAAGGGUCAGGACAAGUCCGCACCUUCCAGCGCCAUCGCACUGCACGAUGCCGCCGAGCCCACCACUGAGGGCCCCAACAAGUUCGUCCUGUCCUCCAAGGGACACAAGCACACCUUCAAGGCUGGCAGCACGGCGGAGCGUGACAACUGGGUCAGCCAGAUCAAGCUGAGGAUCGGCGAGGCUAAGGAGCUCGCUAAGACCGUCACCGAGUCCGAGCAGUACAAGGCUACUCUCGCUUCCUUCUCCCCCGCCGUCAAGAAGGAGGAGAAGAAGGAGGAGAAGGCUGAGGACAAGAAGGCUGAGGAGACACCCAAGGCCGCUGAGGAGACCCCCGCCGCUGAGGGCGCUGCUGAGCCUGCUGCCACCACUGAGGCUGCCGCCGCCACCACCGAGACCACUGAGGGUGAGGCUAAGGAGGAGGCCAAGGAGGAGGCCGCUGAGGCCAAGAAGGACGAGCGCAAGCGCUCCACCAGCAAGAAGCGUGCCUCUAUCUUCGGUGCCCUUCUUGGCGGUAACAAGGACAAGAAGGAGUCCGCCAAGGCUGAGGACAAGAAGGAGGAGGCUGUCGCUGAGGCUCCUGAAGGCACCGAGGAGACUCCCGCCGCCGCCACUGAGACCCCAGCCACUACUGAGCCGGCGACCGAGGCUGCUAAGGAGACUGAGACCGCUGCUGCCACCGAGCCCGCCGCUGAGGAGACCAAGGCCAAGGCUGCUGAGAAGCCCACCCCAACCAAGCGAACCAGCCUGUUCGGUGGUCUGUCCUUCGGCAAGAAGAAGCCUGAGGAGGCUGCCCCUGCCACCCCGGCCAAGGACACCCCUCCUGUCUCCGAGGAUGCCCCCGUCAUCCCUAAGGUCGACACUGUUGAGCCUCUGAGCACCGAGGUCUCCAGCCCUGCCAACGUGCCCACGGAGACCACCGAGACCGCCGCCGCCGUCCCUGCCGUCAACGGCGAGAAGAAGGAGGUCAAGGCCGACAAGCGCAAGUCGUCCUUCCCCUUCGCCCUUGGCAAGAAGAACACCUCCACCCCCACCAGCCCCGCCGCCGUUGAGGAGGGUGCUGCUUCUCCGGACGCUGAGAAGGCCAAGAGCCCCAACCCCUUCUCCAAGUUCCGUGCUACCAUCAAGAACAAGGGCAAGGCUGUUGAGAAGCCCGCCGAGAAGACCGAGGACAAGCCAGCUGAGGGUGCCGUCGAGGAGCCCGCUAAGCCCGCCGAGGAGGCCAAGGCCGCCGAGGAGGUCAAGCCCGAGCCCGUCGCCGAGGAGGCCAGCGAGCCUGCCAAGGACGCUCCCGUCGCCAGCACCCCGGUCGUCACUGCUUCGGCUUAA